Sclerotinia sclerotiorum 1980 UF-70 is the source of this 456-nucleotide messenger RNA. RefSeq lists its product as hypothetical. The transcript has 2 exons. The record is from RefSeq and is a predicted model, not a curated record. NCBI's taxonomy places the organism in Eukaryota, Fungi, Ascomycota, Leotiomycetes, Helotiales, Sclerotiniaceae. The coding region runs from base 1 to 456 and encodes 151 amino acids.
AUGUUUUGUCUUAGAAGUUGGCUCCCUCUUCUCUUCAUCCCCACCAACGCCUCUCCAAUCUUCAUUUUCCUCUUCUUCAUCUGCACUUACUUCCUCAACCGACCCUGCGUAUACUGUUCACUCCUUCUCUUAAUCCUAUUCGCCUCUUCCUGUCACUGGGCCGACCACUGUUUCUUCGACUUCAGCAGUAAUUGGUUUCAACCACGCUCCUCAUCCUAUUCUCUUUCCGAAAUAAACAACCAAACAGCCCUCUCAAAUGAGAUCAUAGACAAUGUGCUAAUGUACGCCGGCGCCUUCAAUAAAACUGCAAUAGCAUUAGCAGGUACGGCACUAGAGGAUGCGAAGAAUAAUUUGGCGAGUAGGGAGUGGACAGGUAUUGGGGUUGAGUGGUUGAGGAAUUUAUUAGGGAAGAGGGAAUGGAGGUUGGAAUGUGUGGAUGUGUAUAUCAGGCUUUGA